Molecule: messenger RNA, 1731 nt
Organism: Arachis stenosperma
Lineage: Eukaryota; Viridiplantae; Streptophyta; Magnoliopsida; Fabales; Fabaceae
Exons: 4
Coding region: 1-1731 (576 amino acids)
Molecular function (GO): zinc ion binding
Source: RefSeq, a predicted model, not a curated record
AUGGCCCCAGAUGUCACGGAAGUGGCAAAUGCACUCGGGAACGAAGUUCCGUUUGAGGAGCCAUCCUUCAUGGCGAGUUUUAGACCUGGAAGCCAUGCAUGUUCCAGAAUUUCCAGAAAUAUGACUGCAGCAGAAAUUCCUAUUGUGGAAGACGGUAAAUUUGGCGUAGGUAUGGAGUUCAGUUCAAGAGAAGCUGUUAUUAAGGCGGUAAAAGACUAUAGCAUACGACGAAGCGUAGACUACCGGGUGUUUGAGUCUGAGCCGUUGACAUUUUAUGCCAAGUGUACACAAUAUGGGUCAGGGUGUGAUUGGCUUAUUAGGGUUAGCUUGAUCAGCAGGAGGUACUGUUGGGUUAUAAGGAGGUAUAAUGGUAGUCACACAUGUACUAGAGCCACCAUUUCACAGGAUCAUUCGAAGCUGGAUUCUAUCACAAUUGCAGAAGCAAUUAAGCCACUGGUUGAGGCGGACCCAGCAUUGAAGGUAAAAUCGGUUAUAACUGAAGUCCAAUCGAAGUUCAACUACACCGUCAGUUACCGGAAAGCAUGGUUGGCUAAGCAAAAAGCAGUUGAAAAAAUAUUUGGUGUUGGGAGGCAUCUUAUGAAACGUUGCCAAUAUGUUUCACAAGAUGGCAACAACAAUAUCGUCCCAAUUGCAUUUGCUAUUGUGGAGGGAGAGACCUCUGAUGCAUGGCAUUUUUUCCUUAGUAACCUUCGUCAACAUGUUGUAACUCGUGACGGUGUGGGACUAAUAUCCGACAGGCACGAAUCCAUAAAUGCGGCUGUGGAACGCAGUAACGGAGCGUGGUCACCUCCAAGAGCUUUUCAUAUGUUUUGCAUCAGGCAUAUAGAGUCAAACUUCUUGAGAAAGUUCAAGGCACCGUACCUCCAAAAAUUGGUCGUGAACAUUGGAUAUUCUAGGACGGUGCGGGAGUAUGAGGUGCGUUACGAGCGGUUACUGGAACGUGGUGAGGCGUACACAAACUGGUUAAACCGAAUUCCUCGCGAGCAGUACGCAUUGGCCUUUGAUGGUGGGUAUCGAUGGGGGCACAUGACAACGAAUCUUGUGGAGUGCAUUAAUUCAGUUUUGAAGGGUGCACGCAAUCUCCCCAUAACUGCUCUUGUGAAGGCAACAUUCUACAGGCUAAAUGAGUUAUUCACCCGAAAAAGAGCGGAGGCGGAAGCAAGGAUCAAUGCUGGGCAUGUGUUCUCUGAAAUCGUGACCUCCAAGUUGCAUGCAAACCAACUUGCAUCAGGAAAUAUUCAGGUUAGUUGCUUUGACCGCCAGAAUGAGGUCUUUGAGGUUCGGGAGAUGCCAAGUGGAAUGGAGUUUGCAGUCGAUCUACGUGGCCUACGAUGUGACUGUGGUGAGUUCCAGGUGGACAGGAUCCCCUGCAGACAUGUAUUCGCAUGUUGUGCCAACCAGCGACUGGAUUGGCAAAUGUAUGUACAUGAUGUGUAUAAGAUGGACCAAGUGCGGCGGGUGUACCGAGCAAGGUUUAGGCCACUGGGUAAUCCUGCUACAUGGCCUGCUUACAACGGACCUAGGUUCAUUCCGAAUCCGUACCUAAGACGGGUGACGAAGGGUCGUCCAAGGAUGACGCGUUUUCUGAAUGAGAUGGACACGCGGAUGUUACGUCGUCCUAGGAGAUGUACUUUAUGUGGGGCUGAAGGACAUAGUCGUAGCAGAUGCCGUCAGACAGGUGCUACGAAUACCAACAGAGGUGCCCCCUAG